AUGCGAACAAAACACAUGUCUUCGGUAUUAUUAUUAACAACUACAGGUCUCGAACAUUUUGGUCAACAAUUUUUUUCAACUGUUUAUCAGAAUAACAAUAAUCAAAAUGUAUUUCUUUCACCAGGAAGUAUUGCUCGUGCUAUAUCAAUGUGUACAGUUGGUGCUCGACAAGAAACAUUAGAUCAAAUGCUGCUUGUCCUUGAUGCAUCAUCAAAAGAAAAUUUAAUACAAACAGCUGAACAAAUUAUGCAUGUUUUUUCGCUUGCUAAGAUAAAUGUAUAA
Messenger RNA from Rotaria sp. Silwood2, 282 nucleotides. The record is from the annotation of a GenBank genome assembly. Lineage: Eukaryota; Metazoa; Rotifera; Eurotatoria; Philodinida; Philodinidae.